AUGACAACAGACCAACUCCCUCCCCGUGCUGAAUGGUACGACAACUUUAUGUCGGGCCUGACCAAAAAGUCCAAGUACAUGCCCUACUGUAUCUCCCUUGGAGUCGUCGGCGUCGCUGAGCUGGGAUUCAACGUGUGGCAACGCCGCAAGGAACCAGACCUCGAGGUGCAGUCCAAGAAGCGUCUCCAGGGCUGGAUCAAUCAGGCCAAGACGAUUGCUGCAGCUGCCGCCCUCUCGGGUGCCUCACCUCGCGUCGCCAUCGUCACAGGUGGCAAUGCCGGCCUUGGUCUGCAUACCUCGAAGGCGCUGGUCGAAGGCGGAUACCGCGUCGUCAUUGCUUGUCGUUCGGUCAAGAAGGGAGCCGAGGCGGUCCAAACGAUCGAAGAGCAGACAGGUAUCAAGGGCAUGGCGUCCGUCAUGGCGUUGGACCUUUCUUCAUUCGAGAGCAUCAAUGCAUUUUCUGUUGAGUUUAAACUCCUCGGACUCGGACUCGAUCUCCUCGUCAACAACGCGGGAUUGAUGGACAUCCCAUUCACACUGACAACCGACGGAUUCGAAUCCCAAUUCGGAGUCAACCACCUGGGCCACUACAAGCUCACCCUCGAACUCCUCCCCCUCCUCAACAAGUCCCACCACAGCGACAGCCGCAUCGUCGUUCUCUCCUCUGCAGCCAUGUACCCCUCCCAAGGAAUCCCCUACACCCAACUCCGUUCAAAACCCGGCUACUCCCGCCUCGGCUCCUACGCCCACUCCAAGCUCGCCAACAUGCUCUUUGUCAAAGCCCUCAACCGUCGUCUCUCCGCCGCAGGUUCCAAGGUUACUGUUAACGCGGCCCACCCGGGCACAUGCAAGACGGACCUGUUUUCGAACAACCCAAUCGCGAAUCUGCCCAAGGGUCCUGCAAAGGGGAUGUUUCGGUCUGUGGAGGUUGGGGCGAUGGGGGCGGUUUAUUUAGCAUUGGCGCCGGAAUUGGAUGGUGUUUCAGGGGAGUACUUUUUUGAUCAAAUUGUUAGGAUGCCUUCUGCUAAUGCUUUGGAUGAACAGCAGCAGGAGGAGUUGUGGGUCAAGAGUGUCGAGUACACUGGUGUUGAUUUCAAGUUGUGA
Linnemannia hyalina is the source of this 1104-nucleotide messenger RNA. NCBI's taxonomy places the organism in Eukaryota, Fungi, Mortierellomycota, Mortierellomycetes, Mortierellales, Mortierellaceae. The record is from the annotation of a GenBank genome assembly.